AUGUCUUGUUCCAAGCGGCGUAAUCACUUCCAGAGUCUGAUGCUUCUGCAGUGGCCCCUGAGCUACCUUGCCAUCUUUUGGAUCUUGCAGCCGCUGUUCAUCUACCUGCUGUUUACACCCUUAUGGCCUCUCCCAGCACUUUACUUAGUCUGGCUGUUCCUGGACAGGAAGACCCCAGAGCAAGGCGGCAGGCGCUCAGCCUGGGUGAGGAACUGGACUGUGUGGACUUACAUCAGGGACUACUUUCCCAUUACGAUCCUGAAGACUGAAGACCUGCCGCCUGAGCACAACUACGUCAUGGGGGUGCACCCUCAUGGCCUCCUGACCUUUGGCGCUUUCUGCAACUUCUGCACCGAGGUCACCGGCUUCGCAAGGGCCUUCCCAGGCAUCACUCCUCACUUGGCCACGCUGUCCUGGUUCUUCAAGAUCCCCAUUAUCAGGGAGUACCUCAUGGCCAAAGGUCUGUGCUCCGUGAGCCAACCCUCCAUUGACUACCUGCUGAGCCAUGGCACCGGCAACCUCGUGGGUGUGGUAGUGGGAGGUGUGGGAGAGGCCCUGCAGAGUGUGCCCAACACCACCACGCUCAUCCUCCAGAAUCGCAAAGGCUUCGUGCGCACGGCCCUCCAGCACGGGGCUCAUCUGGUCCCCACUUUCACUUUCGGAGAAACCGAAGUGUUUGACCAGGUGCUGUUCCAUAAGGACAGCAGGAUGUACAAGUUCCAGGGCUACUUCCGCCGAGUCUUUGGCUUCUAUUUUUGCGUCUUCUAUGGACAAGGCUUCCGCCCAGGCACCACGGGGAUCCUGCCAUACUCCCGGCCCAUUGUCACUGUGGUUGGGGAGCCACUGCCACUGCCCAGAGUUGAAAAGCCAAGCCAGGAGCUGGUGGACAAAUACCACGCCCUCUACAUGGAUGCCCUGCACAAACUGUUUGAGCAGCAUAAGACGCAGCACGGCUGCUCAGAGACCCAAAAGCUUCUUUUCCUCUGA
This is a messenger RNA of Lepus europaeus (European hare), 987 nucleotides long. It is a transcript of the gene AWAT1, whose product is annotated as acyl-CoA wax alcohol acyltransferase 1. The record is from RefSeq and is a predicted model, not a curated record. The transcript is spliced from 7 exons. Gene Ontology annotation, molecular function: long-chain-alcohol O-fatty-acyltransferase activity. Gene Ontology annotation, cellular component: endoplasmic reticulum membrane. Bases 1 to 987 code for a protein of 328 amino acids. Lineage: Eukaryota; Metazoa; Chordata; Mammalia; Lagomorpha; Leporidae. Gene Ontology annotation, biological process: lipid metabolic process.